Molecule: messenger RNA, 1806 nt
Organism: Chaetomium globosum CBS 148.51
Lineage: Eukaryota; Fungi; Ascomycota; Sordariomycetes; Sordariales; Chaetomiaceae
Exons: 1
Coding region: 1-1806 (601 amino acids)
Biological process (GO): coenzyme A biosynthetic process
Cellular component (GO): phosphopantothenoylcysteine decarboxylase complex
Molecular function (GO): FMN binding; phosphopantothenoylcysteine decarboxylase activity
Source: RefSeq, a predicted model, not a curated record
AUGUCAGAGUCAUACCCCAGGCCCCCGUUCCCAGGGGCCAUCCGUCAACUAGAAAUUGACAGGGCGCCUUCGAGUGCUUCGGCUAUCGAGACCCCGCGACCGCGCUCACUACAUCUGCUCGUCGCCUCCAAUGGCCUUAAAGAUGUGGCCUUCGCCGAGGCCAUCGCCGUCCGUCUCUCGAAAGAGUCGCAGAUUACCACACGAGCCAUCGUCGACGACAUGACACAAAGGCUGGCCUAUGAGAUCAUAGCAUAUCGGAAUCGAGGACUAAGGCGGGACGUCCCCGAUGGCCCCAACACCGACGAUAUCGAGUCCUCCCAACAACAGGCCGCCGAGCUAGUUGGGUGGGCCGACCUCCUCGUGCUUGCGCCCAUCGACGCCGACACACUCGCCAAGAUGAUGUGCGGGGUAUCCGAUACACUGCUGCUCGAGGUGCUGCGGAGCUGGGACGCCUCCAAGAGGAUCCUGAUGGUCCCCGGCAUGACCACCCAGAUGUGGGAGAACCCCGUCACCAAGCGCCAGAUGAGCAAGCUGCACCGCAAGUGGGGUUGGAUUCGAGUGAUGCCCCCGAUCCUCUGGAACUACGAUGACAAAUGUCCCUCCGCCGUUAAGCGCGUCGUGGAGUGGGAAGGCUUCCACGAAGUGAUCGGCAUCAUUAAGAACCAGGCCGACUUUCUCAAGCUCGGCCACGACAUGGAGAUCAGCGCCCAACCCAGCACGCCCCCUGCCAUGAAAGCCAAAGCCCGAAGCGCCCUCCCCCCCGAGAUCUGGACCAUGAUUUUCGAGCUCACCAACGACUGGGAACUGGCCACCUGCCUGGGCAUCUUCACCACCCUCGAGAUGCCCACCACGCUAGGCUGGCGCCGCGAGCCCAAGGACCCCAACGACCCGCUGCAGGUGUUCAUGCACUCGCUCGAGUGGACGCUGCUAACAGCCGACACCAAGGCCGUGUGCGACAAGCUCGCGCACGCGCCGCCCAGCUUCCACGACCUCUCGGCGCUGGCGGUGCACCUCAUCUUCAAAUUCUCCCUCACGGGCGUGCUCACCUACAUCGAGGCCAACCUACCCCACAUCUUCAAGUGCUUCGACGGCAAGACCAUCCCCACCAAGGCAUCCGCCUACUACGGGCGCACGGCGAUCCUGGACUGGUGGGCGCGGUCGCCGUCCUUCCUCGAGAAGCAGUACGACGUCGAGGCGCUCAACCGCGCGUCGCAGUGCGGCUUCGUGCCCGUGCUCGAGUGGUGGCGCCGGUCGGGCCUGCCGCUCAAGUACGACGAGCAGGCCUUCGAGAUGGCCUCGUCGCGCGGCCACGUCCACGUGCUCGAGUGGUGGCGCGAAGCCGGCAUGCAGGACCCCUCCAUCGUCGUCAAGCCCGGCCGCUCCCUGCUGGCGGCCGCCCAGUGGGGCCAGAUGGCCGUCAUGCGCUGGUGGGAGGAGAGCGGGAUCCCCAUCGGCCACCAGGAUGCCGUCUGUAAGAUGGCUACUCGCUGGGGGCAGGUGAAGGUGCUGGACCUGUGGCGCCAGCUGCGCGGGGAUGAUAAGCUACAGUUUGAUAACCAGAUCCUGAUCGAGGCGACAUAUCAUGCGCAUAUUCCGGUGCUGGAGUGGUGGCGGAAGUAUGCCCACGGGGAGCUGCCGGGCAUGGGCGGCAGGAAAGGGAACCGGGUCGAGUACAAGACGAUGGAUGUCGAGGAGGCGCUGGAGGAUUCGCUGGGGGACCAGACCAAGGUCCGGCGGUGGUGGGCCGAGAACGGCCUUAACCUGGGGCUCGGCACUAGCGAGUGGAUGAAGACGCGGUAUUUGUAA